AUGCCUUUUCUGCUCUGGCUCGAGACGCCGACUAGCACUAACCCCCACCCCCCUCGACUCAGGGCGCCGGUCAUGAACCAACACGGCGCAUCGUCGGGACCAUCCGCGACAGUCGCCGACUUCUUUCGCGACGUGGCCUCGGCAGGCGGUUCGGCCUACAUUGCCACCUUGGCCAGGUUCGGCGCGAUCAACACGCCGGCCGUGAGGGACUCCUUCGCCGUCCUUUUGGAGAAUGGCGUGCCCGAGGGCCUCUUGCUACAGAUCCUUGCGCCGGUGCCGCCGCAGCAGCCAGAGCCAACGGCGGCAAGGCCACCCAGGCACGACGUACCGAACAGAAGGACCCUACCCCGGGCAUCACUGGCGGCGGCACUGGAGGCCAUGGAUCCCGGGCGACGACAAGACACCCUCGCCGCCAACCUGCUGGCAUCGUCGACCCGCCGGGCCAUGGAGUCGCGGGUGAGGACGGUGGGCGCCCUGGCCGACAGAGGCCAGUUUCCCCUCUUCCCGCUCGACGCCAACAAGCUUCACACCAUCGCCGGGGCCAUGCGGAUCGCCGGCUACAGGUCGACCGGGCUGUACCUCGACGCGGUGGUAUGGCAUCAGGAGAACACCCUCCACACGCCGAUCACCCCUGGACUCCGACGGGUGGUCAAGACGCUGACCAAGGCAGCGGCGAGGGGCCUGCCAGGGUCCAGGCUCAAACAGGCCUUCGACCUCGACGAGCUCACCAAGUUGGUCGACGACACGGCACCAUUCGGGCCCUUCAACGCCGGCUUGGUCGCUCACGCCGUCGAUGUCGUUAUCGUCGCCACUUGGUUUAUGCUGAGGGAGGUGGAGCUCGCGGCGGCCCGGGUCAGAGACCUCGGGGUGACCCUGUCGGCGGUGUCGCUCGACAUGCCCCUGCACAAGACGGCGCAGGGGGGGCAGGCCGACCUCACACGACGCACAUUCCGAUGCGUCUGCACCUCGACGGCCCACCCACUUUGCCCAAGAUGCGCCGCACACCGCCACCUUCGGCGGAUCCAGGCGUCAGCGGCCGCGACGCCGGCCGACUUCUUGUUUCCGACCAGACCGACGGUGCAGAGAUCCAAGGCGGAGUCAGCCGAGAUGUUUCGGCUGGUGCUGGACGCCGCCGGCUUCGAGACGGUGUACCUCGACGACCAGGGCAAGCGCCGAUUGAUCUUCGGCGGCCACGCCGCCAGAGUGGCAGGUGCCACCUUUCUGGCGAUGAGGGGGGUGCCGGUCGCCGUGAUCCAGCUGCUCGGCCGAUGGGCCUCCACCGCCGUCGAACGGUAUGUUCAACAGGCACCCCUCGCCGUUGCCGCCGGCGUUCCAGCUCAGGCAUUGGCAGCGGCGGGUGCGUCGACAACGACGCCGGCCCAGCUCCUGGCGACACCGACGCCGUCGGCCAUCAUGGACUCGAUGCCGACGGGGAGUGCGGCAGGGCACGCCGAUACGGCGGUGCCGGCCUCGCACCCGCUGGUGCCCAACGUCGACUUCGCGGCAGAGGUACCCGGCGUGGAGUUCGUGCCAGAACCCGUCAGGAUGCCAGUGGCCGACGCGAUCGGCGACUCGGCGCCCCGGUAUGUCAUGAACUGCCGCACCAAAAUGGUGCACAAGCCGGGGGGUCGACGAAGCGACGACAGAGAGGUCGGAUUGGCAGGCCAAUUCUUUCGCCUAUCCGAGCUGCCGCCGGAUCCGGCCUUAUGCCGCAAGUGCUUCCCGACGGAAACCGUCGACGUUGAGGCACCUGAGGCGAUCGACUCAUCGUCGAGCUCCUCGUCCUCCACUAGCGGAGCGACGUCGGACUCCGACUGA
This is a messenger RNA of Symbiodinium sp. CCMP2592, 1818 nucleotides long. NCBI's taxonomy places the organism in Eukaryota, Dinophyceae, Suessiales, Symbiodiniaceae. The record is from the annotation of a GenBank genome assembly.